UUAAGCUUUAGGACCCAUCAAAACAUCUUGGAGAAAGGGAAGCUUCGGUUUCUCCAGAAGGUUGAUUCAGAUUUCAAGUGACUCAUUAGAAGGAGAAUAAAAUGAAAGGUGCUGGUUCCAUUACUGUUUUGUUGCUUUUGAUACUUGUACAAAACAGUUGCCAAAAUCCGGUGCAGGACACAGAGGAAACAUCCAGCACAUUGGAGAAGCAAUCAAACCCAUUGGAGGAUGUGAAACGCCAUUCUGAAGGCACUUUCACCAGUGAUUACAGUAAAUACAUGGACAACAGACGUGCAAAAGACUUUGUUCAAUGGCUAAUGAGCACGAAACGAAAUGGGAGCAUUUCUAAGAGAUACAUUGAACCGACCAGACACACAGAAGGGAUCUACAGCAAUGACAUAAGAUCUUACAUGGAGGCGAAGGCAGCAAAGGACUUUAUUAACUGGCUAAUAAAGGGACGUGGCAGAAGAGAGUUUCCCGAAGAAAGUAAUGAACUUUUGAAUGAAGUGAUCCCUGAAGAAAUGGACAGAAGACAUGCUGAUGGUACCUUCACCAGUGAAAUUAAUGUUGUUUUGGACACCAUUGCUGCCAAGGAGUUUUUGAACUGGCUCUUAAACUCCAAAACUGUCCAGUCAAGGGACUCUGAAAUAGAAUUCUUCAACGAGUACAAGUAA
Carcharodon carcharias (great white shark) is the source of this 674-nucleotide messenger RNA. RefSeq names its product glucagon b (gene gcgb). The record is from RefSeq and is a predicted model, not a curated record. Gene Ontology annotation, biological process: adenylate cyclase-modulating G protein-coupled receptor signaling pathway; negative regulation of apoptotic process; positive regulation of insulin secretion involved in cellular response to glucose stimulus. The transcript is spliced from 6 exons. The coding region runs from base 102 to 674 and encodes 190 amino acids. Lineage: Eukaryota; Metazoa; Chordata; Chondrichthyes; Lamniformes; Lamnidae. Gene Ontology annotation, molecular function: hormone activity; glucagon receptor binding. Gene Ontology annotation, cellular component: extracellular region.